This is a messenger RNA of Aureococcus anophagefferens, 267 nucleotides long. RefSeq lists its product as hypothetical. The record is from RefSeq and is a predicted model, not a curated record. The transcript has a single exon. The annotation marks the transcript as partial. Gene Ontology annotation, biological process: amino acid activation for nonribosomal peptide biosynthetic process; secondary metabolite biosynthetic process. NCBI's taxonomy places the organism in Eukaryota, Pelagophyceae, Pelagomonadales, Pelagomonadaceae. Gene Ontology annotation, molecular function: phosphopantetheine binding. Gene Ontology annotation, cellular component: cytoplasm.
GGAGAACCUCUCGAAAACGUGCUCUGCUAUGUUGUCGAUCCCGAAAUCAAUUCGCUGUUGCCGAUUGGCAUUUAUGGCGAGCUUUGGAUUGGAGGUGUACAAGUUGCGCGUGGCUACUUGAAUCGACCUGAGCUGACGGCCGAACGCUUCGUUCCCAGUCCCUGGUCCACAAUCGAGCUUGGUCGUGGGAUUGUCUACCGGUCUGGAGAUUCGGUGCGUUGGUGCAUCGAUGGGGAGCUCGAAUUCGCUGGUCGCAUAGAUUUCUAA